UCAAGAGAAAAAAAGAACUCUAGAAAGGCCCGAGGAUCUAACGAGCAUAAAGUUGCAAACGUUCUUGCCAUAUCUUGUAGCUUAGCAAUGUUGACCAAGGUAGUGGUGUUCAUCCUCUUCCUCUUGAGCGUCUCCCUCUGCGGGACGUCGUGGCAGAGCUACGAUGCGAUAUACAACUUCGGCGACUCCAUCUCCGACACCGGCAACCUCUGCACGGGCGGCUGCCCGUCGUGGCUCACCAUGGGCCAGCCGCCGUACGGGACCAGCUACUUCGGCCGCCCGACAGGACGCUGCUCCGACGGCCGCGUCGUCGUCGACUUCCUCGCUCAGUUCUUCCGUCUGCCACUUCUUCCGCCGUCCAAGUCCAAGACGAACGGCACCGACUUCAGGAAAGGCGCCAACAUGGCCAUCAUCGGCGCCACCGCCAUGAACCUGGACUUCUUCCAGUCUCACGGCCUGGGCAGCAGCAUCUGGAACAACGGGCCUCUGGACACGCAAAUCCAGUGGUUCCUGCAGCUCAUGCCUUCCAUCUGCGGCGGCGCCGGCGAUUGCAGGAGCCACCUGAGCAAGUCCCUGUUCAUCUUGGGCGAGUUCGGGGGCAACGACUACAACGCGGCGAUCUUCGGCGGCAAGAGCCUGGACGAGGUCUACACCUACGUGCCACACAUCAUCAACAAGGUCACAAGCGGCGUAGAGACGCUGAUCGGGCUGGGCGCGGUGGACGUGGUGGUGCCGGGCGUGCUGCCGAUCGGGUGCUUCCCGCUCUACCUGACCCUGUACGGGAGCUCCAACCAGAGCGACUACGAUGGGGACGGCUGCCUCAGGCGCUUCAACGACCUGUCCGGCUACCACAACCGGCUGCUCAGGCAGGGGAUCGGCAGGCUCCGGAGCAAGUACGCCGGCGUCAGGCUCAUGUACGGCGACUUCUACACCCAGGUCGCCGAGAUGGUCCGCUCUCCCCGGAGCUUCGGACUGGAUUACGGCCUGACUGUUUGUUGCGGCGCGAGCGGCCAAGGGUCAUACAACUACAAUAAUAAGGCGAGGUGUGGCAUGUCCGGCUCAAGCGCCUGCAAGGACCCUCAGAACUAUUUGAACUGGGACGGCAUCCGCUUGACUGAGCAUGCCUACCGUUCGAUCGCGUAUGGGUGGCUCACAGGGCCCUACUGUGUGCCCGCUAUUCUUCAUUGAGCUACCGAUGGCUACACAUAUUGGCUAACAGUAAUGUGCACUGUAAUGAACCAAUAAUUCAAGGGGAUGCUGCCGAUCAAUGAUGUUUCUGAUGGAGACCCAAGUUUGAUAUAUGUGCACAGUGCAC
This is a messenger RNA of Triticum dicoccoides, 1315 nucleotides long. RefSeq names its product GDSL esterase/lipase At5g45910-like. Bases 88 to 1188 code for a protein of 366 amino acids. The record is from RefSeq and is a predicted model, not a curated record. Lineage: Eukaryota; Viridiplantae; Streptophyta; Magnoliopsida; Poales; Poaceae. The transcript is spliced from 5 exons. Gene Ontology annotation, molecular function: hydrolase activity, acting on ester bonds.